AUGGAUCCGAAUAACAAUCGCCUGCACUUGAACUUUGGCUUCAACAAUAACAACAACAACAACGACAGAAACUACAAUGCGGCGAACAACCGUGUCUACCCCACAACACCCUCCGCAUUCCCGCAACCAAUAUACCAGGGCCAGGAUUUCAUGGAUCCUCACGGUGCGCAGAACACUGGCUAUGGCCAGGGAUAUUUUGUGAAUGGGCCUUACUCGCAGCAAGCUCAUUAUCCUAUGCAACAGCAGCAGUAUGCCCAACAUAACCUCCCAUCUCCUCAGGCCGCCUACGGAGCUCGUGUGCCCUACAACAACGAUGGCACGAACGGCCUGAUCCAACAGUUUUCCAAUCAAGACUUGAGUGCAUCCCCCCGGUCAGGAUUGUCUCCACGAGCUGCCUCUCCCGCUCAGCGACCUCGGACUGCUGGCUCGACCGGGCCGCAACACGGAGGGCACCUGGCUCCUUCAAUGGCUAAUCGCAACUCGAAGCCGGCAGGGGAAGAAGAGGAGCUUCAAAGAUACCCCGAGCGGUACUCGGAAAACGUCCAUAAGCGUGGUAAAGCUGCUAAAGAAUUGAUCAAUGUUUUCUUCCAAGAGAACAUUGAGCGUGCCCGUGAGCGAAACAUGCGAUCCGUCAACCUGGACAAGUUGGUGCAGAGCAAUAGCAUGCCGGAAGCGAAGAGACGAGCAGAGGCAGAGGCUCUGGCGAAGAAAGAGUCGAAUUUCCUGCGUUUCCUUCGAACCAGGGAAAGCCCAUCAAACUUCCAGACCAUCAAAAUCAUCGGAAAGGGUGCAUUUGGUGAAGUCAAACUCGUGCAGCGGAAGAGCGACGGCAAGAUUUAUGCUCUCAAGUCAUUGAUCAAGACAGAGAUGUUCAAGAAAGACCAAUUGGCCCACGUUCGUGCAGAACGUGACAUUCUUGCAGACUCCAAGGACAAUCCUUGGCUAGUGAAGCUUCAUGCUUCGUUCCAAGACAGUGCCUACCUCUAUUUGCUGAUGGAGUUUUUGCCUGGUGGUGACCUUAUGACAAUGCUCAUCAAAUAUGAGAUUUUCUCAGAGGACAUUACACGUUUUUAUAUGGCUGAAAUUGUUAUGGCCAUUGAGGCCGUGCACAAAUUGGGCUUCCUUCAUCGUGAUAUAAAACCGGACAACAUCUUGCUGGAUCGAGGCGGUCAUAUCAAACUCACAGAUUUUGGAUUGUCCACGGGAGGCAAAAAGACACAUGAUAAUGCAUACUAUCAAAACUUGCUGAAAAAUUCGACAUCCAAAGACAAGAACAGGAACUCAGGUUUCUUCUCGGACGCCAUCAACCUUACGGUGUCUAACCGUGGGCAGAUCAACACUUGGAGGAAGUCUCGUCGUGCCAUGGCCUAUUCAACCGUCGGAACUCCAGACUAUAUUGCCCCGGAGAUCUUUAAUGGUCAAGGUUACACCUACUUGUGCGAUUGGUGGUCUGUUGGAGCAAUCAUGUUUGAAUGUUUGGUUGGUUGGCCCCCUUUCUGUGCUGAGGAUACCACAGAUACAUAUCGUAAGAUUGUGAACUGGAGAGAAUGUCUAUAUUUCCCAGACGAGCUUGUUUUGUCACGAGAAUCGGAGGGUUUGAUCCGAAGUUUCCUAUGCGAUGCCGAGCAUCGUAUUGGUAACGAAGGUGGCCAACACGGUGGUGCUACGCAAAUCAAGAACCAUCCCUUCUUCCGUGGCGUGGUCUGGGACCAACUACGCAACAUUCGUGCACCCUUCGAGCCUAGACUCAGCUCCAACGUUGAUGUUUCCUACUUCCCCAUUGAUGAGAUUCCUCAGGAAGACACGAGCGCGGCGCAUAGGGCACAGGUCCGCGCAAUGCCAGAAGAACAGGAGGCCGAAAUGAGUCUUCCGUUCAUUGGCUAUACCUAUAAAGCAUUCAAUGCCUUCCAGGGCAAUUGAAAAUUCGACACAUCUAUAACAUAGAGUUUUCUUGUUACAAAUGGCAUAUUUUAUACGUGCAUUGAUGAUCCUUGGUCGAGACUGCAUAUGAAAAAUAUAAUGGCUUGAAUAAUGUACUUCGGCCAUUUGUUAGAUCUACUUACGAUACAAUCUCCUCGAAGUUCGCGUGAGCUAUAAACUCGCUUUCGAAGACAAUCUCAAU
Molecule: messenger RNA, 2122 nt
Organism: Talaromyces stipitatus ATCC 10500
Lineage: Eukaryota; Fungi; Ascomycota; Eurotiomycetes; Eurotiales; Trichocomaceae
Product: serine/threonine protein kinase, putative
Exons: 4
Coding region: 1-1920 (639 amino acids)
Biological process (GO): peptidyl-serine phosphorylation; intracellular signal transduction
Molecular function (GO): protein serine/threonine kinase activity; ATP binding
Source: RefSeq, a predicted model, not a curated record